Molecule: messenger RNA, 1267 nt
Organism: Cydia strobilella
Lineage: Eukaryota; Metazoa; Arthropoda; Insecta; Lepidoptera; Tortricidae
Exons: 1
Coding region: 1-1248 (415 amino acids)
Molecular function (GO): nucleic acid binding; zinc ion binding
Source: RefSeq, a predicted model, not a curated record
AUGGAGGGCCAGGGCGAGCCCGAUGACGACGGCUCGUGUUCACCUAUAAUAUCUACUCAUAAAUCCGACAUCGGAAGUGGAAAAAGAUUGCUUAACGUGUCCGCGACUCAGCAAAACCCUGACGUAAACAAAAGUGACUUGCCGAUUUCUUCUGUGACCGUGCAAAAUACUGUGCAAAUUCCUUUCACAACAGAUAACAAUAACGUGACGAAUCCGGUCGCUAGAAAUGAAAAUAUAGUGUCGUCUUAUGCCGCGAUAAAUAAUCGUGUACCGGUUUCUGCCGUGAUAAACGAUAAUGACGUGCAAACUUCCACCGCGACCAACGCUUCUAAUAAUGAAUCUAAUCGAAUAUUAUCGUCGUUAGCGGAUAUAUUACAAAGAUUAACAAACCAACAACAAACAAACAUGAAUACAAAUAAUGAAAUGUUAGCCGGUAUUUUAACAAAAGCUGUCACUUCAUCACAGCGCCCAAGACUAAGUGAUAUUUAUAUUGCGCCAUUUAACCCGGACGGUGAGGUUCCAGUUAGGGAUUGGUGCGAGCAUGUAGACAGGGCUAAACAACAUUGGAAUCUAACGGAUUACGAGAUUUGCACUAAGAUUGCUGGCUUAUUACAAGGUCGAGCGAAGACCCUCGGAGAUACGUGGCUUGUAAAAUCCCCACUUUGGAGCGACAUGCGAAAUGCUUUAGUGCAGACGUUUGAACCUGAAGCACGGUAUUCAAAUGAUAUAGUGAAAUUACGUAACUUCAAAUUCGAUGCGUCAAAUCCAUCAGAAUCUAUUACACGGGCGUGGACUAUUUGGAAGAGAAUUAUGAGCGGUGAUAGGGAAAAAGAUGCUGUCGAAGCAAUUAUAGGUUGUAUUGAUAAUGAAUACUUGCGAUUACGUCUGAUAUCUAGUAAAUGCACGACCGUACCUGAAUUGAUCUCUGUUGUGUCAACUACAAAACCCCGCGAAUCCAAGAGUAUUGAACCACCAGCAAAACGACCUAGGCUUCGCAAUAGUCGAGACGAAUCGCUCCUGUCUUGUUUCAAAUGUGGCAAGGUUGGCCAUGUGCAAUCAAAUUGUCUCAAUAGUAAAGUUACUGGACCUAAGCCUCUGUUAACCAUUGAUGACUCAACAGUGAGCACAAAACCCUUAGAAAGGCAACCAUCAAAGUGUAAUUAUUGUGGGAAAUUAGGUCACACCGAAACCGUCUGCUUCAAAAAACUCAAGGACAAUGGUGAAAAAAAUAGCUUAGAUUACAGUUAAGUCUAACGUAUCCAUUCCA